Molecule: messenger RNA, 4150 nt
Organism: Dromiciops gliroides (monito del monte)
Lineage: Eukaryota; Metazoa; Chordata; Mammalia; Microbiotheria; Microbiotheriidae
Product: DEP domain-containing mTOR-interacting protein-like
Exons: 9
Coding region: 266-1459 (397 amino acids)
Biological process (GO): intracellular signal transduction; negative regulation of TOR signaling
Molecular function (GO): protein binding
Source: RefSeq, a predicted model, not a curated record
UAGAAGAAAAACUUGAGCGGCCACUCGUCCGGGCACCUGCCCUUGAAGAGUAGGUUGGCGGAGUUGUAUUUUUCUGGUCGGGUCCGGGGCCACUAGUCACCACCAUAGCCGCUGCUGGCUCCGGACCACCCAGAUCCACGAGAAUCUGGGGGAAUGACGGGGUAGGAGUGAGGAGCGGAGAGGUAAGGGCGCUGUGCUCCUUGGAGGUGGCCGCACCGAAGGCGGUAUAGGAGUCCAGCCCUAGGGUCCGAGUGGAGCCAGGGGCAUGGAGGGCGGGCCCAGUAACCUUCGGAAGAAGGCGGCGGAGCGGCAGCACCGGGCCGAGGUGAUGCUGGCAGGGGAGCAGCUGAGGCUUCGACUUCAUGAUGGGAAGCUCAUCAAAGAUCGACGUUAUCAUCUUCGGACAUAUCCCAACUGUUUUGUGGCCAAGGAGCUCACGGAUUGGUUGAUAGAUCACAAGGAAGCACCAGACAGAGAAACAGGCAUUCGCCUUAUGCAGAAACUGAUGGACCACUACAUCAUUCAUCAUGUGUGUGAUGAGCACUCAGACUACAAAGAUGCCAAACUGCUCUACCGUUUCCGCAAGGACGAUGGGACCUUCCCUUUAAACAAGGAUGUCAAGGUGUUUCUUCGAGGCCAGAGUCUAUAUGAAGCGUUGGUGAGUGCAGAUGACUCCAUCCUUAAAGUGCGAGAGGAAAAGUCUGUCAGGUACCAGCGAGCUUUUCUGGGCUGCGACAUGGUAGACUGGCUCACUCAGGAGGGGGAAGCAGCCAGCAGGAAGGAGGCUGUGGAGCUGUGUCGGGCUCUCCUGGAACAUGGGAUCAUUCAACAUGUUUCUACCAAGCACCACUUCUUUGAUAGCAAUCUCCUCUACCAGUUCCGGAUCAACUUCCGUAGGAGGCGGCGGCUCACUGAGCUUCUGACGGACAACCUCCGAACUGUUCCUGAGAGCCCUGAUAGUCCCUUCUGUCUUCGAAAGCUCAACCCUGACCAGGGCAAUACUAGCUUCCUCUCAGUUCAGCCUAACAAGGAGAUAAAAGUGGUCUCAGCUGUUAGGAGAAGCAGUGUCUCCAGCCUAGCAGGGGGAGCUGGCCCCUACUACAACAGUCCACCUCUUCUGGGGCUCCCACCAGGCUCUGAGUGCAACCCCAAAUCAGUUCUGAAGAGACAGGUAACCAGUGAGGAGCUGUUGUCCCCAGGAGCCCCCUAUGUGAAGAAGACUCUAACGAUUGUAGGGGAUGCUGUGGGUUGGGGGUUUGUAGUCCGAGGAGGAAGACCCUGUCAUAUCCAGGCUGUGGACCCUGGAGGUCCAGCUGCUGCUGCAGGCAUGAAGGUAUGCCAGUUUGUGAUCUCAGUGAAUGGAAUUUUGGUGUUACAUCUGGACUACCAGACGGUCAGCAACCUCAUUGUGACGGGGCCACGGACACUGAUUAUGGAGAUUAUGGAAGACAUAGAGUGAAGAGAAUUUGAGAGCCUCCCUUGGCAACCCUCCCCUGCUUCCCUCCCCAGUGCCUGACUCCCUUCACCAAACGGGAUGGGACCAUCAAAAACCCCAGACUGAAAUGUAUGUGGGGGAGGGGAUGUAACUUUAGAGAUAAACUCCAAAGCUCUGAGAUUGGCCAAAUUGCCCAUUAUACAAUCAUUUAUUGAAUAUCUACCAUUUGCAAAGCAUGCUCUGUUUGGCAUUAUAAUGGACAUAAAUGGGUAAGACAUGCUCUUGUCCUCAAAGAGUUUGUAAUCUAGUAGGGAGGAUAUUGUGUGUAUAUGCAUGCAUAUGUAUGUGUAUACACAUAUAUACAUAUACAUACACACAUACAUAUAUGUGUGUAUAUAUAUACCACACAUAUACAUAUAUGUGUGUAUAUAUAAAAUAUGUGUGUGUAUAUUAUAUAUAGUAUAUGUGUAUAGGUAUAGAUAUAGUAGAAGGCAGAACAUGGUUAAAGAUUGUAAGAGAGGAGCAGCUAGGUGGUGCAGUGGAUAGAGCACGGGUCCUGGAGUCAGGAGCACCUGAGUUCAAAUCCGGCCUCAAACACUUAACACUUACUAGCUGUGUGACCCUGGGCAAAUCACUUAACCCCAAUUGCCUCAAAAAAAAAAAAGAUUGUAAGAGAGAUCCAAACACACAGUUUGAAGGAGUCACAGAAGAGAAAGAUCACUUUUGUUUAAAGGGAUUGAUCCAGGAGGCAUUAUAGACCAGGUAGCCUUUUUACCAGGAGUUUUCCAAAGAGAUCCAGAGACACCUCUUGCCUUUGGAGAGGACGGUGUCCAGAGCUGGACCAGGUGUGGCACAAACUCCAUUUCAAUUGACAUGAAAGAUGGUGUGAUGUAGUGGAGAGUACACAGGGCUAGAAACCUGACCACUAGGGUCCCAGUUCUGCCUCUGACCUCCAUUCACUUGGCUCUGUAACCUGGCAUUAGGUAUUUCUCUCCUCGGAGCUUCAAUUUCCUGGUCCCUGUGGGGAGGUUAAUUCCACCCUGACUCCAUCACAGGACUGUUGGGAGGCUCAGAUGAGACAACAUCUAUAAAUGUGCCUUGCAGAGGUAAAAGGGCUCUCUGUAAGAAGAUGAGGACCACACAGCUGAAGCAAGGGUGAAUUGGGGGAUGGAGAGGGUCUGAAGUGUGUUCCCUGCCCCACUUCCUAAAGCCACAAAGACAGAACUUGGCCCCUUUGACCAUCUGUCCCUGACUUUAGUCUGGCUCACCAGCUUCUGCCACCGUUCCAUAGGAGGCAGAGCCUGGUUCUGAAGACAGGGGGCAAGACUUCAUGGUCUCAUGUCUGCCAACCCUCAGAGCUUGUGAUCCCUAGAGUUCAUGACUCAUGUCUGAAAGGCUUCAAUGACACUGUUUAGUGGCCUUUGGACUUUGGGUCUAUGUGAACAGCUCCAGCAGAUCUGGAGCAUUCUUCACUGAGGUUAAUCACAUCUUGCACAAGCACAGCCAAAUUAGAAACCUAGGGAAAGUGACAGGGAAAAUAAGAUUUUUUUUCACUAGACCAAGGGAGGCUCUGUGCCAGCAGAAGUGUUCUAACCCAAAGCUUCUUAAACUGUGGGUCAUGACCCUAAAUGGGGUCAACUGAACGUGGGGUUUGUGAAAAAUUUGGCAACAAUAAAAAGUUAUGUAUACCUGUUUUAUAAACCUAUAUACCUGGGGUCAGGUACACAUUUCUUGGGUGAAAAGGGGUCGAGAGUGGAAGAAGUUUAAGAAGUUCUGAUGUAAUCAAGAGAUGGCCAGAGCCUAAGAGUCUAGGUCUAGCAAAUCUCUCAGAAAGUGUUAUUUCCCCUAAUUUUGCUAUUGAUAUUUUUUGCUUUGCUUCUUACAUUGGGAUCAUUUUCUUAUAUACCCCUACACAUGGAAUCCUCCCUUGUCACAAAGGAAAUCAGUUAAGCAAAAUGAACCUGCAAAACAGCUAUGUCUGAUAGUGUGUGCCACAUUCUUUGCCAGUGGUCCUCCACCUCUCUUCUAAGACAAGGCAUGCAUAUUAUAUCCUCUGUUUUUGAAUGGAUUAUUCAUUGAAAUGAAUCUGAAUUCAGUAGUCUUAGAAUGUCGUUUUUAUUUGCACUAUGGUAGUAUUGUGUUUAUUGUUCCAGUAGUGCUGUUUCCUUCACUCUGCAUCACUUCAUCCUAGUUUUCCCAUAUUUUCUUGAAUUACAUUUCUUUAUUCAUUUCCUCCCUCCUUCCCUCCCUCCCUUCCUUCCUUCCUUCCUUCCUUCCUUCCUUCCUUCCUUCCUUCCUUCCUUCCUUCCUUCCUUCCUUCCUUCCUUCCUUCCUUCAUUCCUUCCUUCCUUCCUCCAUUUCCAUCUCCUCUCCUUUCUUCCUUUUCCUUUUUUUUUUCUUUUUUGGACCAGACUUGUGACUUCUUCAGUAUAGGAAACUCCUUAUAAAGAAACUCUACCCAUGCUGAUCAGCACCUGUUCUGCAUCUUACAAUCCUAGGGCGUUGCCUGGGGGUGGGUGCUGGCAGGUUAAUUAACUUGCUCAGGGCCACCACAGCCGGUAUGUGUCCUAGGAAUGACUUGAAUUCAGCUUUUCCCGACACUAGGGCUAGCUUUUGGGGCACUACCCCACACUGCCUCUUGUUUCUUAUGGUGUAAUAUUAUUCUAUUGCAUUCACCUGCCACAAUUUAUUUAGUUAUUAAACAAUUGAUAGUCA